This is a messenger RNA of Trichechus manatus latirostris (Florida manatee), 1161 nucleotides long. RefSeq names its product amine sulfotransferase-like. Gene Ontology annotation, molecular function: sulfotransferase activity. Lineage: Eukaryota; Metazoa; Chordata; Mammalia; Sirenia; Trichechidae. Gene Ontology annotation, biological process: sulfation. The record is from RefSeq and is a predicted model, not a curated record. Gene Ontology annotation, cellular component: cytoplasm.
AUGGUCAUUUGCAGUAUCCCUUUUGGAAAACAUAAGCUGAUCCCUUAUGAAAUUGUGACUGGAAGACCCAUGUCUUUAGAUAUUGUGACUCAGUAUUGUAAAGCCUUCCUGCAGUACGCUAAAAGUUAUUCCCAACAAAUCACGGAAACCUUCCCUGCUCCUGACUCAGAAGAUCAAGUUCACCAUGUCCUAUCUCCAGAAGAUUUCAAGGAUAGGUGUCAAGAUAAACAGGGAUCACAUAAUAAACUGGCUGAGAGGAGAUCACUGAACAAUGGCAAAACAAAAAUAAAGGAAAGUCAUCAUCAUUGGCUACCCUUCAAAGGCUAUAACUUUCCACGCCAAUACGUUGAUCCAAAUUUUCUAAAUGUCCUGAAAGACUUUGAAAUGCAAGACAGUGGUAUCUUUAUUAUUUCUUAUCCCAAAUCAGGCAGUAUCUGGACUUUGCAUAUAUUAGCCUUGACUAAUUUUGAAGACCAUCAUAACAAAACUAUAAGACUAAGUAUGAGUAAAAAAUCCCCCUUCAUUGAGUGCAAUAUUCAUCAUCAAAACUUGGAACAGAUACCCUCCGCACGAGUUCUUUGUACUCGAUAUUAUUUGAUCCCAAGGGGACUGAAGAACAAAAAAGCCAAAAUUGUUUACAUCUACAGAAACCCAAAGGAUGUUUUGAUCUCAUAUUUUCAUUUUUCGAAGUUUGUGACUUUGUUUGAAGCUUCAGAUACUAUAGAAGAAUUCAUGAAAAAGUUUCUAGAUGGAAAAGUCAUGGGAAGCCUUUGGUUUGAUCACAUCAGAGGCUGGUAUGAGCACAAACAUAAUUUCAAUAUACUAUUCAUGAUGUAUGAAGAUAUGAAGAAGGAUCUCAGAAGUUCUGUGCUUAAAAUAUGCCGUUUUCUUGAGAAAGAACUGAGUGAUGAGGCCGUGGAUGAUGUUGUGAGACAAGCUACUUUUCAGAACAUGAAGUCUGAUCCACAAGCUAAUUAUGUUCAAAUUCUAAAAAGCAAACUAGUGAUAAGAACAGAUGAGGGACAUUUCCUACGCAAAGGUACAAUUGGAGACUGGAAGCGUCACUUCACUGUGGAGCAGAGUGAAAUGUUUGACAGGAUCUUCCAAAGGAAGAUGAAAGAUUUUCCCUUGAAGUUUGUCUGGGAUAUAAAUGAGGAGUAG